Engraulis encrasicolus (European anchovy) is the source of this 2000-nucleotide messenger RNA. RefSeq names its product v-crk avian sarcoma virus CT10 oncogene homolog-like (gene crkl). The transcript has 3 exons. The coding region runs from base 816 to 1742 and encodes 308 amino acids. The record is from RefSeq and is a predicted model, not a curated record. NCBI's taxonomy places the organism in Eukaryota, Metazoa, Chordata, Actinopteri, Clupeiformes, Engraulidae. Gene Ontology annotation, molecular function: signaling adaptor activity; receptor tyrosine kinase binding. Gene Ontology annotation, biological process: signal transduction; cell migration; positive regulation of ERK1 and ERK2 cascade.
CCCGCCCUCGGACGCCAUUUCUCAGUAACGCACUCGGCUGGAGGAUAGGAGCUGAAUACUAAUAAGAGGAACGGUUAAAAAAUAUCUAAAGAUCUCAAGCAGACACACUGAAGUAAACGACAACUGGAGGUGUGGACACCAAGAUUCGGUUCUGGUUAGGAUGCCGACCUGAAGCGCAUUCACAUGAUAGUGAAUGUAUUUUUUGUCUGAAGACGUGUUGCAGGCCGCCAUUUUUGUUACUGCCUCAAAAGUCUGUCUGGAGUCAAAAAGGGGUUAGCGCAAAUAUCACGGAUCUCUGCAUUGGACGCAGAAAGAAGAAGGUCUGAUGAAACAAUCUUGUCCGAAAGCGGCAGACUUUAUGAGCGUUGCAUCGACAUGUAGACCAGCUUGCGAUUGUAAGUAGCGAGGCGACCUUUUCCGUAGUGAAAACUGACAGACUGAAUAUAGCUAUAUUGUUUCAUAAGCUAGCUAAUGUUACUUUUUCGGAAGAGGGAACGGAAAGGGGAACCUUUAUGGGUUAUUGUUGCACGAAGCCUCUUUACACUCGGCUGACUAACUGGUGAUUCCUACUUCAAGAACAAACCUUGCCCCAUUCGCGAGCGCUAUAAACCAACACAAUGCAUCAAAGUUGGCUCAUGCUAGUCCCAGCCUGUCUGUGAGACGUCAGGUUGCGAUUCCAGUGUUCUGGAGAAAGCAGUCUGUUCGUCUGGAUUACAGUGAACGUGUUAUAGAAUCCAGUUACAUUUGUUAUUUAUUGUUCAUUAGUAGAUUGUAUCUUAGUGGUUGUUUUGGGAGUUAAUUUAUAUCAUUUAAACAUGUCAUCUGCAAGGUUCGAUUCCUCUGACCGUUCUAGCUGGUAUUUUGGGCCGGUUUCGCGGCAGGAGGCACAAAAUAGGUUACAAGGACAGAGGCACGGAAUGUUUUUAGUCCGAGAUUCAUCCACAUGCCCCGGUGACUAUGUGCUGUCGGUAUCGGAAAACUCCAAAGUGUCGCACUAUAUCAUAAAUUCUUUACCAAGCAAGAGGUUUAAAAUCGGAGACCAGGAGUUCGAACAUCUCCCUGCGCUUCUGGAGUUCUACAAGAUCCAUUACUUGGACACAACUACUUUGAUAGAACCUGCACCCAGGCUUCACCACACGGUGCUGAGCGGCGGGCCCGGCGGCCUCCCUGGCGGCGAGGAGAACGUGGAGUACGUGCGGACGCUGUACGACUUCACGGGCAGCGACGCCGAGGACCUGCCCUUCAAGAAGGGCGAGAUCCUCAUCAUCCUGGACAAGCCGGAGGAGCAGUGGUGGAGCGCCAAGAGCAAGGAGGGCCGCGUGGGCAUGAUCCCCGUGCCCUACGUGGAGAAGCUGAUGCGGGGCGGCCCUGGCGGCGGGCAGCCGGGAGUCGGCGGCGGGCUGGCGGGCUCGCGCAACUCCAACAGCUAUGGCAUCCCCGAGCCGGCGCACGCCUACGCACAGCCCCAGACGCCCUCGCCGCUGCCCCCCGGCACUCCGGGCGCCGUCAUCACCCCGCUACCCAACAUGCAGAACGGGCCCGUCAUGGCCAAGGCCAUACAGAAGCGCGUGCCCUGUGCCUACGACAAGACCGCCCUGGCACUGGAGGUGGGGGACAUUGUGAAGGUGACUCGGAUGAACAUCAGUGGGCAGUGGGAGGGCGAGGUGAACGGCCGGCGGGGUCUUUUCCCUUUCACCCACGUCAAAUUGUUGGACGCCCAGAAUCCAGACGAGAGCGAAUGACAUGGAAGCACCCUCAGCUCUCCUUCUCUUGUUCUCUCUCUCUCUCUCUCUCAGCUCUCCAGCCUGCCCUGCCUUUCAGCCACCCGCCGCGUACCUUUGCUCCCUCCCUUCCUCUUCGCCCUCGUCCAUCCUCAUUACUCAGCCCACAUCCCCAGAACAUUGUAUUGACGCCACCCAGACCCCCCAAGCCCACCCCAAUUCUCUUCGCUACCUGCAGGGCUCUCUCUCUCUCUCUAUCGAUCUCUCUCUCUCUCCAUU